Molecule: messenger RNA, 11620 nt
Organism: Archocentrus centrarchus (flier cichlid)
Lineage: Eukaryota; Metazoa; Chordata; Actinopteri; Cichliformes; Cichlidae
Product: laminin subunit alpha-3
Exons: 77
Coding region: 342-10571 (3409 amino acids)
Biological process (GO): regulation of cell migration; regulation of cell adhesion; animal organ morphogenesis
Cellular component (GO): basement membrane
Molecular function (GO): signaling receptor binding; extracellular matrix structural constituent
Source: RefSeq, a predicted model, not a curated record
GUGAAUGCUGUGACGGCAGACCUUUGGCCCCACUCAGCAGCGUCGUGCUCAGACCGUCGACCUGACACCUGAUAACUCCAGCGUGUCGCACAGUUUGGUUCAGAACACGCAAUGCUGGCCGCGUUAGUUUGGUGACAACAAUGGAAAGAGCUCACACCCUCAAUAGUGGAAGAUCGACUUAAAAGUGUCGUUUGGGGAUUAACAGGCGGGUGAGCCCACUGAAAGAGCCCAACGCGUAUCUCGCAGCUCAUUAGCGCAUUUCAUGGAGAUCUUUAGAUGACAAGACCUGCUGCACGCUGCGGGUUGCGCUCAGCAUCUACACGGAUCUGUAAUUUUGGAACAUGGCGCGAGGGAUGAGAGGAGCUCAUCUCCUUGUUGGAUUUUUUACUCUUGGGUUAACUCUUUUCAGGGACGCGGAUGGACGACAAACGUUUAAUGACUUGACAGGUUUCAGCUUGAAUCCCCCGUACUUUAACCUCGCCCAGGGCUCUAGGAUCUCCGCUACAGCAACCUGCGGACAGGAUGAGGCUGGCGCACCGAGAUACGAUUUAUACUGUAAACUUGUCGGAGGGCCGACCAAUGGACUUCUUACUCAAAAUAUACAGGGUCAGUUUUGUGACUACUGCAACACCAUUGACCCAAACAAAGCCCACCCAGUGACCAAUGCCAUCGAUGGGACUGAGCGGUGGUGGCAGAGCCCUCCUCUCUCCAGGGGGAUUGUCUACAAUGAAGUGAAUGUCACUCUGGACCUUGGACAGCUCUUCCAUGUUGCAUAUGUCCUCAUCAAGUUUGCCAAUUCCCCUCGUCCUGACCUGUGGAUGCUGGAGCGAUCUGUCGACAAUGGGAGAAGCUUCACCCCCUGGCAGUAUUUUGCACAUUCAGAACGUGAGUGUAUUGAAAGGUUUGGAAAGCAGCCCAAUGUUCGUAUAUUAAAUGAUGAUGACCAGCUCUGCACCACAGAAUACUCACGGAUCAUCCCUUUGGAGAAUGGAGAGGUUGUGGUGUCUCUGGUCAAUGGCCGCCCGGGGGCCAAAAAUUUUACCUACUCACCAGUGCUGCAAGACUUUACAAAGGCUACCAAUAUCCGCCUGCACUUCCUCCGCACCAACACCCUGCUCGGCCACCUUAUCUCCAAGGCCCAGAGAGACCCCACUGUCACACGCAGGUAUUACUACAGCAUCAAAGACAUCAGCAUCGGUGGACGCUGUGUUUGUCAUGGGCAUGCACAGGAGUGCGAUGGGGGCGGUAGCCCUGACAACCCAGACAGACUCCAGUGUGAGUGCCAGCACAACACCUGUGGUGAGUCAUGUGACCGCUGCUGCCCGGGAUUUAACCAGAAGCCGUGGCGCGCUGCAACUGUUGACAACCCGAAUGAGUGUCAGCCCUGCCAGUGUUUCUCCCAUGCCUUUGACUGUUAUUACGACCCAGAGGUGGAAAAAAGGGGAACAAGUUUAGACACCUUCGGCAGGUUUGAUGGAGGAGGAGUGUGCAUCAACUGCCAGCACAACACUGCUGGAGUGAACUGUGAGAGAUGCAUCGAGGGCUUCUACAGACCUUAUGGAGUACCUCCUGAGUCUCCCACCGGAUGUAUACCGUGCCGCUGUGAUGAAACAACUACAGAUGGUUGUGAAAUGGGGUCUGGAAGCUGCAUCUGCAAGCCACAGUUUUCUGGAGAACACUGCGAUCGCUGCACUGAUGGGUACUAUUACUACCCCGACUGCAUUCGAUAUCCAGUUUAUCCGGCGACCACCAAAUCUCCUGCAGGUCCUAUUGUGGUUCCCACUGCCUGCCCUCCAGGCUAUUUUGGCACACCCAGCUGUCAACCGUGUAUUUGUGACUACAGAGGGACGUCACAUGGGAUAUGCGAUGCAUCAGGGCGCUGCCUGUGCCGUCAGGGUGUGGAGGGUGAGCGAUGCGACCGCUGUCGACCUGGAUACCAGUCCUUCCCAAACUGCCAGGCAUGUCUCUGUGAUGGGGCCGGCGUGGCUGACAGCGUGUGCGGUCCAAAUGGUCAGUGUCUUUGCCUCUCCAAUUAUGGGGGACAGGAGUGUGAUGAAUGUGCACCAGGCUACUAUGGAUAUCCUGACUGUGCUGCCUGCCGGUGUUCACAGGAAGGCUCAUAUGGGACAAUAUGCGACCUGUUAUCUGGUCAGUGCCUCUGUCUUCCAGGUGUGGUCGGUCAGCAGUGUGAUCGUUGUGCCUCUGGUCUCAGAUUCCCCCAAUGCUCAGCCUCCACAAGUAUGUGUAACACGGCAGGAACUGAGGUUUCUGAUCCCCAAGUGGGCUCCUGCCGCUGCCUACCAAAUGUAGAGGGAACCCUGUGUGACAGGUGUAAACCUCUAUACUGGAAUUUAGCUGCAGACAACCCCCGUGGCUGCAUAGAGUGUCAGUGUGACCUGAAAGGCACUCUGAGUGGUGUUGGAGAGUGUGAACAGAAAAGUGGACAGUGUCACUGUAAGCCUAAUACAUGUGGGGAUGCAUGUGACUCCUGCAAAGAUGGAUACUUCCUACUGCAGAAAAAGAAUUAUUUUGGUUGUCAAGGUUGCCAGUGUGAUGUAGGCGGUGCCAUUGGCAUGGUGUGCCAUGAGAUAUCAGGACAUUGUCAGUGUCGGAAGAAUGUCAUUGGCCGUAAAUGCACUGAGCCAGCACCUAGCUACUACUUUCCCAGUCUGCACCAGCUGAAGUUUGAGGUGGAAGAUGGCACCUCACCAAAUUCCAGACCAGUACGCUUUGGUUAUAACUCCCAAGAGUUCCCAGACUUCAGCUGGAGAGGUUACGCUGUAAUGUCUCCCGCACAGAAUGAAGUCAGAGUAACAGUGCAUGUUGAGCCAAAAGAUGGGAGGCAGCAUUUAUUCCGUGUGGUUCUGCGGUUCAUUAACCCCAGCAGCACCAGUGUGACCGCUAGCAUCAAGGCUACCAAUAACAGAGGCACUUCAGGGUCAGAACAGAGUAAAGAAGUAAUAUUUCCCGUUAGUCCUCUCCCAUCCUUCCUCACUGUGCCUGGAGAUGGCUUCGCUGAGCCCUUUGAAUUGACCCCUGGGAAAUGGAUCAUUCACAUAAGAGCAGAAGGGGUUCUCUUGGAUUAUUUAGUGUUGCUGCCGCAGGAUUACUAUGAGGCACCUUUGCUGCAGGAAAAGAUCACUCAACCCUGCACAUAUUUACCCACCGCAAACAAGGAUGAAAACUGUCUAUUGUAUAAGCACAUACCCCUGGAUGGCUUCAGCUCUGCCCUGGGCUCGCAGGGAAGACUCACAACCCGGAGAGGGCGCAAGAGGAGGCAGGCUCGUGUGAGGCGUCCCACCCCUGAUCAUCCUGACAUGGCUGCUCUUAAUGGGAGACAGUCUCAGCUCCAGCUCAGUCUGCGUGUGCCCCAUCCUGGCCCAUAUGUGCUUAUUCUGGAGUAUGUCAGUGAGAUGGACACUGUCCAGAAUGUCAACAUACUCAUCAGUGGACAGUCAGGUGGCCCAGUGACAGGCAGAGCUAAUAUUUACAGCUGUGCCUUCAGCAAUCUGUGUCGAAGUGUGGCUGUGGACAACAGAAAUCAGGUGGCAGUGUUUCAGCUAAGUCACAAGACUGAAGUUCUUUUGCAAACUUCCACUGCAACAUUCCUUCUGUAUAAAGUGUAUGCGGUUCCUGCAGAAGAGUUCUCCAUUGAGUAUGUAGACCCCAAAGUGUUGUGUGUCUCCACUCAUGGUCGCUUCACUGAAGACAGUCGGCACUGUGUCCUGAGACAGUUUGACGAGCCCACCUCAACAUGGAUCCUGUACGCGGCCCGCGAUGGCCAGCUAUCCUCCACAUCAGCUGCAGCUCCCCAACAAAGAGAGAUUGAGGAUUGGAGGCAGAGACGGCAGUCUGGGGUGUUCCCUGUCCGUGAACCUCAGGGUGACGGUAUACUACUCAAAUUCCCACAGACGGAGAUCAGUUUCACCCCUAAGGUGCCUCUCUCGGGCAGGUAUGUGGUUAUGAUCCAUUAUCGCCAGCCUGAACAUAUCUCCUUCCCUGUGGAAGUGCGAGUUGACGCGGGCCAUGAAUGGAAAGGCAUGAUCAAUGCAUCCUUCUGCCCUGCAGUCUCAGGAUGCAGGGAGGUAGUCAUCGCUGAUGGGCGCAUCGCCCUGGACUUUCACAGAAAUUCUUGGCAGCUACCCAUCAUCUCUGUGAGCGUGCCACCUAGAAAGACUCUUAUUCUGGAUUAUAUCAUGUUGGUUCCUGAUAGCAGUUACACCCCAGAGCUCCUGAAAGAGAAACCACUGGAUAAAUCUGCUGAUUUCAUACAGCAGUGCAGAGGAGAAGGGUUCUAUAUCGACCCCAGAACAUCUUCCCAGUUCUGCACAGACUCAGCCCGCUCUCUUGUAGCAGCUUAUAAUGAUGGCGCUCUGCCUUGCAACUGUGACACGUCUGGCUCCACAGGACCCAUCUGUAAUGUGGUUGGAGGACAGUGUCCCUGCAGGCCGCACGUCAUUGGGCGGCAGUGCACUAAAUGCGCUACGGGAUACUAUGGAUUUCCCUACUGCAGACCAUGUGACUGUGGCCGCCGACUAUGUGACGAAGUGACCGGGCGCUGUAUCUGCCCUCCUCAGACAGUCAAACCAGCCUGUGACGUGUGUCAGAAUCAGACUUUCAGCUACCACCCUUUGCUGGGCUGUGAGAACUGUGCGUGCUCUCCAAAUGGCAUAAAUGCAAAUGCAGGGCCUCAGUGUGACAGCAUUACUGGUCAGUGCAGUUGCAAGCCCAGAACUGGAGGGAGGCAGUGUGAUCGCUGUGCUACAGGUUAUUAUCGCUUCCCUGACUGUGUGCCCUGUGACUGUAAUCAAGGUGGAGUUACAUCUAACGUGUGUGACCCAGACACAGGAAGGUGCCUCUGCAAGAGAAAUGUUGCUGGGGUCAGGUGCAAUACUUGUCGAGAAAGUUCCUUCCAUUUUGACCCCUCGAACCCUCACGGCUGUACCGGCUGCUUCUGCUUGGGAGCCACUGACCAGUGUCAGAGCUCCAGCAAACGCAGGGGGAAGUUUGUUGAUAUGUGGGGCUGGCGUUUGGAAAGUCCCGACAGAGAGGAGGUUACUUCUGUGCUGAACACAGCCAGUAACACAGUGGUGGCAGAUAUCCAGGAACUCUCUCCUGCAGUUCAAACCCUACACUGGGUGGCACCACCGUCCUACCUGGGAGACAGGGUUUCAUCUUACGGUGGUUUCCUCACUUACCAGUCCAAAUCAUUCGGGAUUCCCAGCGAGGGGAUGACUCCGUUCGACAGAAGACCUGAUGUUGUCCUGACUGGUCAUGAUAUGACUCUGGUCCACAUGUCUCCACAAACUCCGCUUCCAGACAGACUCUAUCAAGGCAGAGUACAGCUCUUGGAGGGAAACUGGCGACACGCUUUCACCAACAGGCCUGUGUCCAGAGAGGAACUGAUGAUGGUCUUGGCUGGUCUGGUGGGCCUGAGGAUCCGUGCUCUGUACUUCACCCAGAGCCAGCGACUCAGCUUGGGUGAGGUGGGCCUAGAAGGGGCCACAACCUCAGGGACUGGAGGUCCAAGUAACAUAGUGGAGAAGUGUUCCUGCCCCUCUCAGUAUACUGGUGACUCCUGUGAGAAAUGUGCUCCUGGUUACUAUAGAGAUGGCAGUAGUCCUUACCUGGGCCGCUGUGUGCCCUGUGAGUGUAACGGUCUCUCUGAUGAGUGUGAAGAGAGCACAGGGAGGUGCCUGAACUGUCAGUACAACACAGCUGGGGACCGUUGUGAGCGCUGCAAAGAAGGUUACUAUGGAGACGCAGCUCUCAGGACGUGCAGAGCGUGCCCGUGCCCAUUCACCGCUGUCACAAAGAAUUUUGCAGUAGGUUGCAGAGAGGUGUAUGGAGACAUCCAGUGUAUAUGCAGAACAGGCUACACUGGCAGUAGGUGUGAGAGAUGUGCUCCUGGUUAUUAUGGUGAUCCACUGGUACCAGGAGGAAGCUGUCGCCCCUGUAAUUGUGUCGGCAAUGGCAACAGCUGCGAUCCCAGGACUGGAGUCUGCAAGAAUGCGCUGGAACCAGGAGACACAAACACCGAUGACCACUGUCAAGAAUGUGAUAAUUGUGCCCAGACUUUACUGGAUGACAUGGAGCAGCUGGAUGAUGAGCUGGGAAAGAUCAAGGCUCGUCUGGACAAUGCCACUGCCAGUUCCUCUUCUCUGGAUAGGCUGAAGAAGCUGGAGAAGGCUUUGUCAGACACCAAGGAUCUUGUGAACAAAUUCAGAUCUGCAGUCAACAAACAAAUAUCCAGAGUGGACCAGCUGAAAGAGGACACGGACACUCUUGCAGAUGACAUUAGUUCCCUCAAGGGCAAGGCUGACAAGAGGGCUUCUGAUGCUGACAAGGCAGUGGCUGAUGCUGACAGAACCCACAAGAGAGCCCGUGAAUUGGACUCAGAGAUUCAGAAGCUGCUCAAGAACAUCAUAGCUCUACUGGAUGAACUUGUGAAUCAAGAUGGCAGGGGCGACACGCCCAGUGGAAACUUGGCGAAAAUGCUGGAGGAGGCUCAGGGCAUGGUGGACGAGAUGGAAAACAAGAAUUUCACUCCCCAGAAGACAGCUGCUGAGAAAGAAAGAGAUGAAGCCAAGAAAUUGCUGGACUACAUCAAAGGUAAUGUAAGUAAGCAGUGUGACCAAAACGAGGCUGCAGCGGGUGCGCUUCGAGGCCAUCUGGAGGAUUACGAAGCCAAGCUGAAGGAGCUGGACAAGGCCUUGAAAGAUGCGGUCGACUUACUGAAAAAAGCCAAUGCUCAGAAUGGCCUUAAUGCUGAGACAAUCGGAGAUAUGCAGAAACGCAUUAAAGACUUAAAAAAUGAGAGGAAGACAGUUGAGGACCAGAUGGCCUUGGCGGAGAAUGAGCUGCAGAAAACAGAAGAUCUGGUGAAAAUGCUUUCGGACAAUAAAACGGAGUAUGAACAGCUGGCAGCACAGCUGGAUGGUGCCAAGACAGAUUUGACCAAGAAAGUGAAUGAGAUUUCUAAGGCAGUGGCUCAGAAGGACAUUGUGGAGGCUGCAGAAGACCAUGCUAAAAACCUUCAAAAGAUAGCAAAGGAUCUUGAGGAUGCUGUGAAGAAUGCAAGUGGACGUACUGAGGUGCGUGAUGCGAAAGAUGCUAUUGAGGCCUACAAGAACAUCACAGAUGCCAUAAAUGCUGCUGAGGCAGCUGCUAAGGAAGCCAAAGAUGCUGCAGACAACGCCUUUGAUAAUGUAAGAAACCAGAAUCUCGCACAAAGAGCAAAAGAGCUGAAGGACCACGGCAAUGAGCUACAGACGGCCGCAGAGAAUGCAGAGGAAGACCUAAAGGACACUGCCACCAGCCUCACUGAUGUAAAUAAGCGCCUUAAAGAUGCCAAGAAUAAGAAGAAAACUCUUGAGAAAGACCUCCUUGAUGCACAAAAACAGUUAAAUGACAUCAAAAGAGAUGACAUUGGAGCUAUGAUUGAUUCGGCCAAGCAGAAGGCAGCUUCGGCCAAUCAAACAGCCAGUAACACGAUGGACAGACUCAGUGAAAUCAGAAAGGAAAUUAAUAAGAUCAGUGUCUCUCCUGGCAGCGCUAACCUAGGCGGUAUAUUGGAUAAUGUCAACCAGUCAGUUACAAAUUUGCUAGAAACCAUUUCAACUCUGGAUGAUAAGAUCUCAGCGGUAGAGAACCUGACCUCACAGGUCUCGCCUAUUAGCAACAUAUCUGAAAACAUCAAGAUGCUCAAAGAUCUCAUUGAACAAGCCAGGGAUGCAGCUAACAUGAUUGCAAUCCCUAUGAUGUUCCAAGGCAGUGGUUACGUGGAGCUUCAUCCACCAAAAAAUCUGGACGAUCUGAAAGCCUACACAGCGAUAUCUCUGAUGCUACAGAGACCUGAAGGUCGGGGAGAUGGAAAACGCAGACGCAGACAGGCGGAAGAAAAUGACAUGUUUGUGUUAUAUCUUGGCAACAGAGAUUCUUCAAAGAACUACAUAGGUAUGGUUUUGAGGAGCAAUGAGUUGUAUGGUGUGUACAAGCUCAAUGGAGCUGAGUACACAAUGAAAACGGGAGCCAUCACUAAAUCUAAGAAUGAGCCUGCAAUAUUUGAUAGAGUGGACCUAAACAGAAUUUACCAGGAUGCAGAAUUGAUCCUUACCAAAGGUACAGACUCAUCGGCUGUACCAACUAAGAUAGGCAACCAAGGACAAGAGUCCGAGAAUCUCCUGGAUGUCAGUCCCAAUGAUAUUGUUUUCUAUGUUGGAGGCUACCCUGCCAACUUCACUCCUCCAGUUUCUCUCAGAUACCCCAAAUACAAGGGCUGCAUUGAAAUUUCCUCCGUUAAUAACAAAGACCUCAGUCUCUAUAAUUUCAAAAGAAGACAGAAUAUUAAUGAAGCGACUCCAUGCAAGCGGUAUGUUAAACCACUCGAUUCAGACUUCUUUGAAGGCACCGGCUUUGGCAGAGUGAUUGUGAAUAAGACACAACUAAGCUCCCUUACUAUGAAUAUGUACAUUAAUACUCGUACAGAAAAUGGCCUACUCUUAUAUGUGCGAAAGGAGAACGACUACUUCAUUGUCACCAUAGAGAAGGGUGUUUAUUAUAUAUAUAGUUCUUUUCUUCAAACACCUGCUACCAAUAAUCAAAAAGUUUUCCCAACAUUAGACUGGACUGAUGUGAAAGUCAUUUUAAGAGCAAAGAAAGACUUCCUGGUGUAUGUGGAAGGUUCACCGGUUGUUAAAUUCCCAGCCAAUUUUGACAUGCAAACUGGUUUUGACAUCUAUAUCGGUGGUGCACCUCUAGACUUGAGAGAAAGACAUAACAUCACCAUGCGGCCAUUCAGAGGAUGCUUGAAGAAUCUGAAGCUAGAAGGAACUUCUAUACCUUUUGAUGAAAGCGUGGGCACCAGUAAAGGUUGUUUCACGGAUACCCUGCGUUCACGUAAAGCAGAGUUCACUUUGGGGAGCACUCUCUUAGCUGACCUUGCAGGCUUUACUCUGGAUAACGACAUGACUGUCUCCCUUGGAUUCAAGAGCACAGAGAAUGAAGGUCUCAUUUUGCGGAACAAGCAGCAGGCUAACGGGAUUGAUCUUGGAAUGGAAAAUGGCUACGUGACUCUCAGUUUCAAUGGGAAGAUAUGGAAAUCUAACAAACAAUAUCAUGAUGGGCACUGGCAUUACGUGACUGUGACAAAAAGAAGUGGAGGGAUUGAGAUGAUUAUUGAUGAUGAAGAUAAAGGUCAGGAGCAGAGCAGCGGUGGCUCCAUACCCGACACAAGUGGCUCUCUAGUCCUGGGAAAUGAGAAUUUCAAAGGCUGCAUUUCCAACCUCUACACGAGACGGUCAGACAAUUUAUACAAACCUGAAGACCUCAGCAAGUUCAAGGCUUCUGGAGACGUCUCUCUGGAUUACUGUUCUGCUUUCACUCCUGUUCAACUGAUGCUGGACCACAACUCUAAGAGGGAUAAUGUGAAACCUGUGAGCAAUGAGAGUGUGUCACCCUGUGCAUUACCAGCCCUGGAUCAACAUGCUUAUCGCCUUGGAGGGACUGUUAGCAGGCUGAGCUACAGUCUUCCUCUGCAGGUCCUACAACCCAGACCCCAUUUCUCUCUCGAAGUCAGGACUCGUUCUCAUGAAGGCAUGCUGUUCUUCGCUGCAACCAGAGGAGGGCAAUCUCAUCUUGCUUUAUACAUGUCCAAGGGCAGGAUCAGGCUGUCCGUGGGCAAACAGAAGAUCUUCAACCGGGAAAAGUACAAUGAUGGAAAGUGGCACACGAUCAUGUUCAGUUUGGAGAAGAAGAAAUUCCGUCUGGUUGUAGAUGGGAUUAGAGCUCAAGAUGGUCAGCUGACUAAUGCUGAGCUAUCGUCCAUGAAGCAGCAUUUCCUGUCCCCUGUCUACCUGGGCAGUACCCCACAUUAUCUUCAUAAAGAGUUAAAGUCGAAGGGCCUUCCAAAGCAAAGUGUAUCUGGCUGUAUGCGCAAUUUUAAGAUGAAUGGCGCGCUAAUGUCAAAUCCAACCACGAAUCACGGUGCUGGCCCCUGCUUCGAGGGACAGACACAAAGAGGGGCUUACUUCUCAGGGGAUGGGGCACAUGUCGUUGUCAAUGAUUCCUUUGUUGUGGGUUCCACCUUUGAGCUGCUGUUUAAUAUUCGUCCACGGAGCCUGACGGGACUCCUGCUUCAUGUAGGUGUGCACAGCAAGACUCAAAAUGGACCGGCGAUGGGUCACUAUCUCACUAUUUAUAUGCUCAGAGGAGAGGUGGUAGCACAAGUCAACAAUGGAAAUGGAGAAUUCAUGGUGUCAGUGAAACCAAAAGCUUCUCUAUGUGAUGGAGUAUUCCAUAAAAUUUCAGUUAUCAAGAGGAAAAAUGUUGUGCAAUUGUACGUGGAUACAAUGGACAAUUACAAGAUUGGACCACCAUUUUUCACUAUACCUUUGACCAAAGACCCACUGUAUGUGGGUGGCAUUCCUGCAAUCUUAAUGCAGCAGAUUCUUCCUGUCACAUCAUCCUUUGUGGGAUGCAUCCAGGACAUGAGGAUCAACGGUGAGCCGGUCUCCUUCGAAAGGCCGUCAGGUGUGUUUGGUCCAAUCAACCUCAAGGAGUGUCCAAGCUGAACAAUAAACAUCUCCUUGAACCAUCAGUAAACAAACCCUGGGACCAUGUCCACCACCAGCUAUGUGCAAUCUGUUACUCAGACAGAGAAUGUGUUAGUAUGUGAGAAUGUGUGCAUUAAGAGGAGUGUGUUUGAGCGUGAGUGUGUUUGGGUGAAUGUAUGUGAAAAAUAAAGAUAUGAGCAGCAGCUUACAGGUUCAUAAUGUUUGCUGUUAAGUUAAACAUUUCUAUAUUUAUUUUGUGUAAAUUCAUGUAUUGCGUCACCAAUAAUGAAUGCAGAUUGUGACAGCUGUAAUAUCGUCUCCUCUGUUGGUCCAUUCGGUCUGUAUUGACUAUCAAAUACUACUGAAUAUGCUUGCGAGUGGUCAGGGCUGCAUUAAGGGCAACCCAGCACUUUACGAAAACAAGUAAUGCCUUUUGUGAUGGUGCUGCAAAAGAGAUCAAGAUUAUUAACUGAUGUUUUUGUUUUUUUUUGUUUGCUUGUUGGACUCAAUAGCUUAUCCUAAGAAAAAUGAUGUUUACACCUACGAUUCUCAAUUCAUUGACAUUUCAGGGGUUUCUCAGCUAUUCUGUAUUCAUAUCCACAUGCCAGCAUGCAGAGUUCUGCAUUUUAACUGGUUUAAGAGACAUGGACUUUGCACAUGUUGUAAAACCACGUUUUUCUCCCCCAGUAUUGUAUUACUGUUCUGAGGUGAUUUUCCAUUUUGCAUUCCCUUUGCAUGACAAUGUGGAUAUAUAUAUCUUACAGUAGUUACACCGGAUAAAAGCAUGUACUAAAUUUUGUUUCUAUCAGUUAAAUAACCAAUAUAUGUAGUAUAAGUUUCACAGAUUUGGUCAGUCAUGUUAGGGACCAUUACAAAAGCAAUAUGACAGAAAAAUAUUUUCAGGUACUUUUAAAAAAAAACUGUUUCAUUUCCUAAACUGUGUAUUGAUACCACACUUUGAAUUAUAUUUUAUCUCAAUAUGAAGAAAAAUUCAUGUUAAAUUGGACACAUUGUACAUGCAUUCCUGUCUUGUGACAACUGAUUUGUAAACCAUCAUGUAACCUGUA